Molecule: messenger RNA, 1485 nt
Organism: Ziziphus jujuba (common jujube)
Lineage: Eukaryota; Viridiplantae; Streptophyta; Magnoliopsida; Rosales; Rhamnaceae
Exons: 6
Coding region: 352-1239 (295 amino acids)
Molecular function (GO): phosphatidylinositol transfer activity
Source: RefSeq, a predicted model, not a curated record
AUAAAAUCUAUACAACCCACUUCAGUCAUGCCCUUCUUUCCCCACUAUUAAUCAAAGCUGUGGAACCGGGGAAUUCAUUUUUUUCAUAAUAAAAGGGGAGAAAAAAGCAAAAAAAAAAAAGAAAAGAGAAGCGAAGUCUCCGUCUCUCAUUUACUUCAUUAAUUAUAAAUUAAAUGCCAUUCUUUCAAGGACCAUAACGUACAUAAAAUCGCUCUCUCUUUCUUUCUUUCGCUCUCCAUAAAAUCCACUCGUUUACGGCAGCAAUAGUAGAAGGGCGAUAUAUCAAAAGCUUUUGGUUAGAGACUUUCAUUCCCUUGUGCUGCGCCAGUUUGAACUCCACUGGUGGUCAACAUGUUUCUUCUAAGAAGGCAGUCUCAUAACCAUCAUGAGGAUGAUUCUGCACAACAAGAAGAAAAGGUUAGAGAACUCAGGGCUGCACUAGGCUUCCUAUCUGGACGUAGUUUAAAGUACUGCAACGAUGCUUGCCUUAGAAGAUAUUUAGAAGCUCGAAACUGGAAUGUUGAAAAGUCAAAGAAGAUGUUGGAAGAGUCACUGAGGUGGAGGACAACUUAUAAGCCUGAGGAAAUCCGUUGGCAUGAAGUAGCACAUGAAGGCGAAACUGGCAAAGUGUCCAAGGCAAAUUUUCAUGAUCGACUUGGGAGACCUGUUCUUAUAAUGAGGCCAGGGAUGCAGAACACAAACUCGCCAGAAGGCAAUAUUCGCCAUUUAGUAUAUCUUAUAGAAAAUGCAGUCCUCAACCUUCCUGAAGGUCAAGAACAAAUGUCAUGGUUGAUAGACUUCACUGGAUUUUCGUUGAACACCAACGUCUCUGUCAAGACAGCCCGCGAUAUUAUUAAUAUUCUGCAGAAUCACUACCCAGAGAGGCUUGCUCUAGCAUUUCUUUAUAAUCCUCCAAGGAUCUUUCAGGCAUUCUGGAAGGCUGUCAGGUACUUCCUGGAUCCAAAGACAUCUCAGAAGGUGAAGUUUGUGUACCCCAAAAAUAAGGACAGUGUGGAGCUCAUGAAGAAGUUCUUCGACAUUGAUAACCUUCCUAGCGAGUUUGGAGGAAAAGCCACCCUAGAGUAUGACCACGAGGAGUUCUCUCGAUUGAUGGCCGAGGAUGAUGUUAAAACUGCCAAAUUCUGGGGAUUUGAUAAGAAGCCUUGCCAAAUAACCAAUGGGCAACAUGGGGCAGAGGUGGCACCGGAGCCUAUACCCGUUGCAAGGCCCGUUAAUUAAGAGUGACUUGUUCUAAUUUUAAGUCAAUGUACACAGCAGCCCAUGCUGAAGCAGUUGAUAGAAACACUAGGUGUUGGGAAGUUCAGUUACUUGUUGAGUCUCUAAUAAAACAUUAACCUAUUGUGCUCGUUGUAAAUGUGGCCUAGGAGGGAGGAUCUGAGAGAGAGAGAGAUAGAGAGAGUAACUUCCUCGUUAUGUUAACAGUGUUUCUAUCAAAACGAUAAAUUCCACUUUUUCCAUUGAAGA